GGAAAGGUAGCCGGUGCGGCCACAGCUGCCAUUUUAGGGAAGUCUCUCGCUGCGGCCUUCUCGCUUGAGGCGGCCUUCGUGGCGUCCGUCGACCGAAGACGACGGUAAAAAGGCAUCUGACCGGUGGCUCUUCUUCCUCGGGGCCCGACAGAACGGUCAGCGCACGCUCGAAGGCUGAGGCGAGCGAAGCCGGGAGCGUUUGGAGGCCGGAGCCAGCGUCGCCUGGAAGGAUGGGCCGGUCUCGGAGCCGGAGUUCGUCCCGCUCCAAACACACCAAGAGCAGCAAACACAACAAGAAGCGCAGCCGGUCGCGGUCGCGGUCCCGGGACAAGGAGCGAGUCCGGAAGCGUUCCAAGUCCCGGGAGAGUAAGCGGAACCGGCGGCGGGAGUCGCGGUCCCGCUCGCGCUCCACCAACACGGCCGUGUCUCGGCGCGAGCGGGACCGGGAGCGCGCCUCGUCCCCGCCCGACCGCAUCGACAUCUUCGGGCGCACGGUCAGCAAGCGGAGCAGCCUGGACGAGAAGCAGAAACGCGAGGAGGAGGAGAAGAAAGCCGAGUUCGAGCGACAGCGAAAAAUUCGGCAGCAGGAGAUAGAAGAAAAACUCAUCGAGGAAGAGACAGCACGAAGAGUGGAAGAAUUGGUGGCAAAGAGGGUAGAGGAAGAAUUGGAGAAAAGGAAGGAUGAAAUUGAGCGCGAAGUUCUCCGGAGGGUGGAGGAAGCCAAGCGCAUCAUGGAAAAGCAGUUGCUCGAAGAACUCGAGCGACAGAGACAAGCUGAGCUUGCAGCACAAAAAGCUAGAGAGGAGGAAGAACGUGCAAAACGUGAGGAGCUGGAGCGAAUACUGGAAGAGAAUAACCGCAAAAUCGCAGAAGCUCAAGCCAGACUGGCUGAAGAACAAUUGAGAAUUGUCGAAGAACAAAGAAAGAUUCAUGAGGAAAGGAUGAAACUAGAACAAGAGCGACAACGUCAACAAAAGGAAGAACAAAAAAUUAUCCUGGGCAAGGGGAAGUCCAGGCCAAAACUGUCCUUCUCAUUAAAAACCCAGGAUUAAAUUUCAAACUCUGAACUUUUUACAAAAAAAAAAAAAAAUGGAAAAACUUUGUAUGGUAGCUUCAUGUUGAAGUGGUUUUUUUUGUUUUGUUUUUUGUUAUUUUAAUUUGGAAAAUAUGGAAAAUUAGCUUGUUCUAAUAGGGGCUAUGCUCUGCAAUUCCUUUUCCCCCUUAAUUUCCAUUAAGUCAAAUCCUUAUCAGAUCGUCGUCAUCUUCUGAAGAGUGAGGUAUUUUCACCUGUUUGGAUUCUGUAUUAGUGGUCUGAAGAAGAGCAGAUCACUGUGUGUAAACUACAGAUGGUCUGAUAAGGUUUUUACUGGCUCACUGACUUCAGAGUUAUACUCUGUUUAUUACACCAUAAUGCUGGUUUUGCUGACUUUUUGUUUUUUUAUAUAUUUAUAAAAAAAGGAAAAGUUGGUAAUUGCAUUGGAAAAUUCCCAGGGUAUUACUGGACCUGUGUGGUGUAUUUUGAACCCAGUGUCCUUGUGACACGGUUGCUCCUGAUACAGGUAAGGAAACAGUUGGUCACCUCGAUGCAGGAUCUGUAUACACAGUUCAGCAUUGUCUCUGUUCAGUUUGCUUUUAUUUCAUUGACAAAAUCAAACCAGCAUUCCCCAUUGUGUAAAUAAAUGAUUUUGCUGAAUAAAGUCAAAGUCUUAAAUUCAUAUGUUUAAGCAAUUUUUUUUAAAGUUCUGUUAAGUCUUAAAAGAGGGUGGUUUCCUUUUUGAUGGUCAGCAAUUGAGAAGUCUUAGAACUCUGCUCUGUUUCCUCUCUUCUGGUUUAUACUUUUAACAUAGGGUUUAUAUGUACAUUAAAUAUACUUGUGAAUUAGAAUUUAAUGGCUAUUUUUACAAAUACUCCUUUAUGCUGAUAAAGCAAUUAUGACAGCAGUAUUACCUUUAAGACAGACUAACAGCACCCAGAGAAGAAGAGUUAAAUCCUCAAACCUGUGCCUCUGUGUUAGGAUUUAUAAGUAUUACACCAUAAAUGAUGCUUAGUAAAGAGUAGAAAAAAAUGCUUCUAAAAAUUUACAGACUCUUAGAUUAUUUUCAGGGUAGGCCGUCAGAAAGAGCUUUGUGCUUUUAAAGAAGGCUAACCUAGUCAAAUCGUCUUCAGUAUAGGGUACUUGCACGUUUAUUUUGGGGAUAGGCACAUUUAAACUUUUUACAAGGGUUUGCAUGUGGUAUUUUAUGGAUGAAUUUUUCUUUUUAUACACUAGAAUCUGCUUCAUUUAUCCUCUCGUGUGUUUAAAUCUGCUGGUAUCAAAACAUUAUUUAAGGAAAGGAUGUGGAUAUAGAAGUGCUACCAGAGAUGAUAAACAUGUCCUCAGAGUGGAGAAAAUGUUUCCCGGUAUUUUUGAGACAUCAGUUUGGCUGAUCAGUCUUUAAAAUUGAGAACAAGUUAAUGAGAUGACUAACUGGUAGAUGAUUUUGUGUGUGCAUGCUAGGAAAAAAUGCUGUCGCUUUAGUUUGAGCUCUUCAGUGAGUCCUGUAGUAAGGAACAAAAUGAUCAGUUUAAGUAUCUUUAAAGAUAGAAUUUUAAAUAAGCAUGAACUGUAGUGACAACUGGCUUUUAGUAAACAUGAUGUCUAUUACUCUAAAAUCAAACCUUCACUUUAUUUUCCUAAAGAGUAUAAGUGGUCUAUAAAUCUUUUUUAUCUCUAAAUAUAAGUUAGCUCUAAUUAUUUCAUGAUUCUUAACUUUUUUUUUUUAAUGUAACUUUUUUGGUGCAGAUUCAUUAUUCUGAAGUUCUGUAUUCAAAUUUUGAAAAAUGUUUAUUUAAAAAUUGUUUUGCUAUACGUAUUUUCUAAACAUUGUAUCUAAAAAAAGUAGCCUGGACUUAAAAUGUCUGAAAUCAGCUUGUGUAUGCCUUUUAAUUUUUUUAAUUUUCGUACUUCCACAUACGGUGUCAAACCACAGAAGUUGCAUAGUGACAUUGCAGCAUCUACUUGAAGAUUGACUGCAGAUACUGAAAUUGUUCCUGUGCUUGGGAACUGACUGCUCUUCUCCGCCAGGCUGCAGGAAGAGGGUGUAAUUGUUCAUGUACACCCCAGUCUUUUUUUUCUGUGCUGCAACAAUGUGUAGUAAUUGGUUUUCUUUCCUUUGUUUCCACUGCCUUUGUGUACAUACUAUAAAAGUUCAAAUUCUAUCCCAGUUUGUUAGCAGUUGAGAUGUUCCCUAAUUUAUUAAAUAUGCCUUUAUUCAUAAUUUGUUUUUUUAGAUUACUCUUAAUGCAUUAUAGAAGUAAUUCUAAUGACUGUUUAUUUUUACUACAGUACUUAAAAUAUGUAGUCAUUGCCAUUUAUAUUGUGGAGUUUGCAGAAUUACCAGUUGUAUAAACUAAACCUUUAAAUUA
Messenger RNA from Loxodonta africana (African savanna elephant), 3405 nucleotides. RefSeq names its product arginine and glutamate rich 1 (gene ARGLU1). Lineage: Eukaryota; Metazoa; Chordata; Mammalia; Proboscidea; Elephantidae. Bases 231 to 1052 code for a protein of 273 amino acids. Gene Ontology annotation, cellular component: nucleoplasm; mitochondrion. The transcript has 4 exons. Gene Ontology annotation, molecular function: cadherin binding. The record is from RefSeq and is a predicted model, not a curated record.